This is a messenger RNA of Pelagomonas calceolata, 3782 nucleotides long. Lineage: Eukaryota; Pelagophyceae; Pelagomonadales; Pelagomonadaceae. The record is from the annotation of a GenBank genome assembly.
CGCGAGGCGGCCGCCGCGGGCGGCGCGGCCGAGGCGCGCGCCGAACUCGAGCGCGCGCGGGCGGAGGCGCGCGAAGAGGCCGAGCGCGCCCGGGCCGAAGCCAAAGAGGAGGCCGAGCGCGCCCGGGCCGAGUCGGAGCGCGCGCGCGCCGAAGCCAAGGCGGAAGCAGAGCAAGCGCGCGCCGAGGCGGGCGCCGAGAGCGAGCGCGCGCGCGCGGAAGCCAAGGCCGAGGCCGAGCGUAUGAAACUCUUCGCGAGCGCCGAGGCCGGCCGCGCGAAGGCCGAGGCCAUUGAAAGAGAAAAUGCCUUGAAGCGUUCUGCCGACCUCGCGAAGGCCGAGGCGGCACGAGCGCGCGUGGAGGCCUUGGAGAGGGAAGAGCGGGCGGCGCGCGAGGCCGCGGAAGCUCGAGCCGAGGCCGCGGCGGCGAAGGGCGCGUCCGACGACUUGGUGAACUUCCUGAAGCAGCACCCGGAUCUGGAGAAGGAGGUCGCCGACGAUGGCUGUGUGGAGCAGCGGUUGAUCGACUUUGAGAAGCGGUGCGCCGACGCGUUCUUCCGCCUCGAGCAGAUGGUCGAGCUGCGGGCGGCGCAGUCUUUGGAAUUGGAGAAGCGGAUCCAGGCCAUCGCGUCGGGCGAGGAGCGGAUUGCUGGAAGGAGCCGCGGGCCUUCUCGCGUGUCUACGGCGAAGAAGAGCGUCAUCCCGAAGAAGGCCGCCGAAGCUCGCAAGGCGCGAGCGAAGGCCGCGGCGGAGAAGGAGGUCGCCGCGUUCAAGGAGGAGUUCUUGAGUGCGGCGCGGCAGUGCUUCCGCUUGAUCGACAAAGAUCAAGGCGGGUCCCUAUCAAAGGCCGAGAUCGUCGAGGCCGUCAAGUCAGAUCAAGUAGUUAUAAAAUUCUUGACGACGUGCGGCGAGGAGAACCUGCAAUUCUUAUUGCACCCGCCGCGGCUGCAGAAAGCCUUGGAGAUCCUGGACACGGAUAAGAGCGGCGAGGUCGACGCCGACGAGUGGCGCGUCGCGCAGUGUCCUCCAUCGUUACGCCAUCGACGCGUCGUCGCCGCCGCGUAGAGGUAUAAAAUCAAAACGCGCGCAGGGAGGAAGCUAUCAACCGGGGCCUCUCGAAGCGCGUCGAGCAGCUCAAGGUCGAGCAGGAGCGGCGCGAGCGCGCGGCGCAGCGGGCGGACGAGGAGUUCAGCGUCGAGUUCCUGAACGCGGCGCGCGCGGUGUUCCGCAUGAUCGACGCCGACGGGAGCGGCACGCUGGAGAAGGCCGAAGUGGUUGAUGCCGUGAAGAACAACCAAAAGGUCAUCAAGUUCCUCGAGACCUGCGGCAACUCGAACCUCCAGUAUUUGUUGGUGCCGGCGCGCCUCGAGUCCGCGCUCCAGCAGCUGGAUACAGAUCGCGAUGGCCACAUCGAUGAGAGUGAAUGGGAGGAGUGCAUCGAGGUCGCGCUGUCGGCCAAGCUGGAACAGCGCGAGGCCAAGCGCGAAUCACAAGCCAAGGCGGCCGCAGCUGAAGUCGCGGCGUUCACGCUCGACUUCAAGAACGCCGCGCGGCGCUGCUUCGAGCUCAUCGACAAAGACGAAGGCGGGACCCUGGACAAGGGCGAAAUUGUGAGAGCCGUCAAGGAGGACGCUGAAGUGAUCUCCUUCCUCGAGACGUGCGGCGAGGAGAACCUGCAGUUUCUGCUCGUGCCGGAUCGUUUAGAAGCGAGCCUCGACGCGCUCGACACGAGCAAGGACGGCGAGCUAGACAUCGACGAAUGCACGGCCCGGUGUCUGAAUCAUGACCUGCGCGCCAUCUCACCGGUAAAUUUGCACGCAGGGGAGAGCGCGAUCAACAAAGGCCUGGCAAACCGCCUGGCGGAGCUCGAGGUGGCGCGCGAGGAAAGAGAUAGAGCCGAGCUCGAGGAGGAGUGUGGAAUUGAAGCUGACACGUACGAGGCGCUGCCGGACCCGGCGGAGGACGCGACGGAGGGGCUGCGCCACGACGUCAACAACCUCACGCACUUCGUCGACCGAUUGUCGAUCAGGUGCGAGGACUUUUUCCGGCGGAACGCGGGCCUCGAGGAGGCGCGGAAGCGCGAGGCGCACGACGAGGAGCGCCGCGCGCGCCUCGCGUGCGUCGACGCGCUGCAGGCGCUGCGGGACGGAGUAGGGGCCGCGCGCGGCGUCGAGGGCGUGACGGGCCACGAGCUCGAGACUUUGGACGGCGUGUGCCGGAGGACGCUCGCGAGCCUGCCUACUAGAGAGAAAAUACUGCAGGACCGGGCCCCGGGCGUGCUCAAACCGUCGGCCCUCCUAAGAGUGCGCAUGGCCGCCGCGGCGCUCGAUAAAGUCAUGGACGCGACGCUCGAGGAGCCCUUCGCGCGGCCCGGCGCGCUGAACCACGCGCGCCGCUCCGCGCACCGGUUGGAAGACGCAGACUUCGACGCCUACUCGACGUGGCACGCGCCGCUGGCGAACGCGCUCGACGCGGCGUGUGCUUUGCUGGAUCGCCACGCGUCGGCUUCCUCGACGUCGCUGGACGUCGUGCGACUCAUGAAGCGGCGGCGGCGCGCGCCCGAGGACGAGCAUCCUUGCUCGACGGACGAGGCCCUCGACGAGUGGGGCCGCCGUUUAGACGCUGGCAAGGUGCCGGACGCGCGCCAGUGGCGCGUCGUGGCCACACUCUCAAAUGAAGACGCGCCCGAGGAGACGCAAGAAGACAAUUGGGGAGGAUCGUGGGACGAGCGCCCGUGGACGUCCGACCCCGAGGAGAUUGGUCCCGUCAAAAAGGACCUCGACUUGGUGAAGGCCAAGGCCGAGCUCACGCAGCGCACUUGUUUGAGACUGGAUGCCGCGCUGGAAGAGGUCGUCGCGCAGAUGCGCGGCGGCUUCGCGUCGAAGGCUGAUUUACAAGAGGUCGAAGAGCAUUUGCGGAGGCUGGCGUCCAUCCAGCGCGGCACGGCGAACGAAAUCGCCUCGAACAAAGCAGGGUUAUCUGAUUAUGAGCUCCAGCUGAAGAGGGUGGCGGACCAAGUGAGGGCGUCUCAAGCAAAAACGCCGCGGUUCCAGCGGCUCGAGCAGUGCGUUUUGCGGCGUCCUACUUUUUGCACCGUUCGUGAUCUCGCGGUGCCUUCGUGAUCUCGCGGCGCCGCGACGCCGUCGCCGCGGCCGGAGAGAGUCUACAUGAGCAUGAUGUCACGCCACGGCGACGAGCCAAGCCUCCCGCAACUCCGAGAUUCCGACUCCCGUGUUUCGGGGUCUGGAGCUUGACGCGCCCAGCAUCACGCCAUCGCCGCGACGCAGGCUCAUUUCAAGAAAAGCAGACGCCGAGGCCGUCGCGCGCGUCACGACGGAGAUUCGGGGACGGGUCGACGGCGUCGAGUCCAAGGCCGCCGAAUUCGUCGUUCCGGAACCGAUCGGCGCGGCCGCCGAUGGCAUCUUCUCGACAAAAUGUUUAGCGUGCAACCGGCCCUACCAGUAUCCUCAGAAACAGGAGAUCCCGGAGGUGCCCAGACAGCGGAGUCUGGGGGUGAUGCCGCCCUCGUCGACCGCGGACUUGGACGUCGCGGGGACGCGCGCGCCCGUCGAUCGGAGGCAGGUCCGCAUUGCGACCCCUCCGCGACGGUUGCGCGCCGACGACUUCGCGCUGGCCAUGGAGGCGCCCGACGUGUUCCUGGCGAUGCAGCAACGGAAACAAAGGACGAAGCAGAAGGUCGUGAUCAACGCGCGGGUCGCGCCGCCCGUCGGGCGGCACUCGUUCGAUUCGCCGGGUGGGGGGCUGGGGUAAUUUAGUUUGAUUGA